CUCUCCAGCCCGGGGGAGUCUCAAGCGGUUCGCUGUCUCCGAGACUGAGGCGGGGUGUCGCCGCCGGGCACCGGGGGAGGGGCGCUGGCAGCCUGGGCAGAGUCGAAACAAGACACACACCCUUCCAGGCACCAGCCUGCCCCUGAUUCCGGCCAGCCCCACGGCUCUAGAGCCGCACUCUCCUUCUUAAACUGUCCGGCCUCUGCUGUAAAGAUCUAGACAGAUUGGGGCGGGUGGUGUCUGGUCUCUGCUUCUAGCAAUCUGGACCCUCACUUGUUGUAACGGCAGCUGCGGAUUUCACAGAAGUUGGACAAGGAAAAUCAAUCAAGUCUAGUCAAAUUUGAGUUUUACCUCUACCUGGCAGAAUCAGAAUCCGAAGGUGUAUUGAAAGAUUGUUGUGUGAGAUUUCUCUGAAGCCGCCAAGAUGGUGUUAGCGGACCUUGGAAGAAAAAUAACCUCAGCAUUGCGCUCGCUGAGUAAUGCUACAAUCAUCAAUGAAGAGGUUUUAAAUGCUAUGUUAAAAGAAGUAUGUACAGCGCUACUGGAAGCUGAUGUUAACAUUAAAUUAGUGAAGCAGCUGAGAGAAAAUGUCAAAUCUGCUAUAGAUCUUGAAGAGAUGGCAUCUGGUCUUAACAAAAGGAAAAUGAUUCAGCACGCUGUCUUUAAAGAACUUGUCAAGCUUGUAGAUCCUGGAGUCAAAGCCUGGACACCAACUAAAGGAAAACAGAACAUUAUAAUGUUUGUUGGGCUGCAGGGAAGUGGUAAAACCACAACAUGUUCAAAGUUAGCCUACUAUUACCAGAGGAAAGGUUGGAAGACAUGUUUGAUAUGUGCAGACACAUACAGAGCAGGUGCUUUUGACCAGCUAAAACAGAAUGCAACAAAAGCAAGAAUUCCAUUUUAUGGGAGUUACACAGAAAUGGAUCCUGUGAUUAUUGCCUCAGAAGGUGUUGAGAAAUUUAAGAAUGAAAACUUUGAGAUAAUCAUUGUUGAUACAAGUGGGCGUCACAAACAGGAAGAUUCUUUGUUUGAAGAAAUGUUACAAGUUGCCAAUGCUAUACAACCAGAUAACAUUGUUUACGUUAUGGAUGCCUCCAUUGGUCAAGCUUGUGAAGCUCAGGCAAAGGCUUUCAAAGAUAAAGUAGAUGUAGCCUCUGUUAUUGUGACAAAACUUGAUGGCCAUGCAAAAGGCGGUGGCGCUCUCAGUGCAGUUGCUGCCACAAAAAGUCCUAUUAUUUUUAUUGGUACUGGAGAGCACAUAGAUGACUUUGAACCAUUCAAAACACAGCCUUUCAUCAGCAAACUCCUUGGCAUGGGUGAUAUUGAAGGAUUGAUAGAUAAAGUAAAUGAAUUAAAGUUGGAUGAUAACGAGGCACUCAUAGAGAAGCUGAAACACGGUCAGUUUACGCUGAGAGAUAUGUAUGAACAAUUCCAAAACAUCAUGAAAAUGGGACCCUUCAGUCAGAUCUUGGGUAUGAUCCCUGGUUUUGGAACAGAUUUUAUGAGUAAAGGCAACGAACAGGAAUCAAUGGCAAGGCUAAAGAAAUUGAUGACUAUAAUGGACAGUAUGAACGAUCAAGAACUAGAUAGUACAGAUGGUGCAAAGGUUUUCAGUAAACAACCAGGAAGAAUCCAAAGAGUAGCAAGAGGUUCCGGUGUUUCUACCAGAGAUGUUCAGGAGCUCUUGACACAGUACACAAAGUUUGCACAGAUGGUGAAAAAGAUGGGAGGCAUCAAGGGACUUUUCAAAGGAGGUGACAUGUCAAAGAAUGUAAAUCCAUCUCAAAUGGCAAAACUGAACCAACAGAUGGCAAAGAUGAUGGAUCCGAGAGUUCUUCAUCACAUGGGUGGCAUGGCAGGAUUGCAGUCAAUGAUGAGACAGUUUCAACAGGGUGCUGCUGGAAACAUGAAAGGCAUGAUGGGAUUCAAUAAUAUGUAAAGAAGCCUUAAUAAAAACUGACUUGGCUGAGGACAUUUGCUGCGACUUCGGUAAAAGGAUUUGAUUUCUUCCUAUUUACAGUGAAAGAAGAGUGUCGAUGGGGGUGGAGGAAGUGACCUUUUUGAAACUUCUAUUUGGGCUUCUCAAGAAGAUUCUAAAUUGAUUUCUGGAAAACAGUUAUAUUUUUGCCUAGCUCCUUCCCAUUAAAAGAAGUUCUUUAAGUUUAAUAAGUAAAAAUCAUGAUGUAAAAUUUUAAUAUGUAGAGACACUUUUUAAUUGUUUGCAUUAAAUGGCAGCCAUUAUAUUUGUAAACAAUCCAGAUAUUUGGUUAAUAGUAACAUAAAAUGUCCCAAUAAAUAUGUUGUAAAAUAAACGUAAAUGGUUGUAAAUGA
This is a messenger RNA of Gopherus flavomarginatus (Mexican gopher tortoise), 2331 nucleotides long. It is a transcript of the gene SRP54, whose product is annotated as signal recognition particle 54. Lineage: Eukaryota; Metazoa; Chordata; Testudines; Testudinidae. The coding region runs from base 425 to 1939 and encodes 504 amino acids. Gene Ontology annotation, biological process: SRP-dependent cotranslational protein targeting to membrane, translocation; SRP-dependent cotranslational protein targeting to membrane. The record is from RefSeq and is a predicted model, not a curated record. Gene Ontology annotation, cellular component: signal recognition particle, endoplasmic reticulum targeting; cytosol. Gene Ontology annotation, molecular function: GTPase activity; 7S RNA binding; GTP binding. The transcript has 17 exons.